Messenger RNA from Sorghum bicolor (sorghum), 2384 nucleotides. RefSeq names its product squamosa promoter-binding-like protein 18. Gene Ontology annotation, cellular component: nucleus. The record is from RefSeq and is a predicted model, not a curated record. Lineage: Eukaryota; Viridiplantae; Streptophyta; Magnoliopsida; Poales; Poaceae. Bases 691 to 2085 code for a protein of 464 amino acids. Gene Ontology annotation, molecular function: DNA binding. The transcript is spliced from 3 exons.
ACCACACCCUCCACCCUCCAUAGCUGAGCUGAGCUCUAGCUAGACCCUCCGCACCACUACUACACCUGCACUGCACUUGCCUCUGCGAGCAGCAGGUACUGACUGCCCUGCCCCCCCAGUUCCUGGCUGGCCGGCUGGCUGUGGCCAGUGUGGGCUGUGCCUGGCAUCCUCUUCCUCCUCGGCGGUGCCGAUGCCGGUGUUGGGCUGCCUGUUCCGUUGUUCCUCCCCUCCACGGCUCCGCUCCCCUCCUCCCUACACCUGCUAAGCUAGCAGCAGCUUAUCGCCCGCACACCCACUCCCUUCUUCGCCGUCGGCCAGCAGCUAGCUCAUCAGCUCCCUCUGGCUGCCCUGUUUCUCUCUCCUCCCUAUCAGGAUAAGCUCCCCCUGCUGAUCUGCGCCAUUUGCCCUGCUCCCGUGCUUGAUUUGUUCGCUUCUGUGCGCGGUGGUGCCCGGGCAAUAACUCCCCGUGCUGCCUGGCUGGCUCGUUGCCACCCUCCCCGCGGCAGAGCCGGCCUAUAGGAUGAGAGGGACGGGGGAACCCAACAAACUGGCCGCGACACUACUGUCCUGACCGUGAAAGACACGCACACCCACACCUCCACCUCCACCUCCAGCACGGGCACGGGGCACUGCACUCGCCGACGGGGAACGGUGGUGGAGCAGAGCUUGCGCUCGCGCGGCGUUCCAUUCAUGGAUUGGGAUCUCAAGAUGCCGGUGUCCUGGGACCUGCCCGACCUGGAGCACGACGCCGCCAUGCCACAGCCGCCGCCCAUCGCCGCCACAGCAGCCGCGGCUUCCCCCGCGGCGGCGUCGGGCAUUGCCGCCGCAGCAACUGCCGCGCCUCCCCACGCGGCGGCCACGCGCGGGGCGCCGAGCCGGGCGGAGUGCUCCGUCGACCUCAAGCUCGGCGGGCUCGGCGAGUUCGGGGCGGUGGCCGACGGGACGAAGGAGCCUGCGGCGGCUGCAACUGCAACGGCUGCGCCAUCCGCGCCGUCCGCGAGCCCGAUGAAGCGCCCGCGCUCUGGUCCCGGUGGCGCCGCCGGGGCGCAGUGCCCGUCGUGCGCGGUGGAUGGCUGCAAGGCCGACCUCAGCAAGUGCCGCGACUACCACCGCCGCCACAAGGUCUGCGAGGCGCACUCCAAGACGCCCGUCGUCGUCGUCGCCGGCCGCGAGAUGCGCUUCUGCCAGCAGUGCAGCAGGUUUCACUUGCUUGCGGAGUUUGAUGAGGCCAAGCGUAGUUGUAGAAAGAGGCUUGAUGGGCACAAUCGGCGUCGCAGGAAGCCACAGCCAGAUGCCAUGAACUCUGGGAGCUUUAUGACAAGUCAACAAGGCUUGUUUUCGAGUGCAGGGACAAGGUUCUCGUCGUUCCCGGCUCCAAGACCGGAGCCAAGCUGGUCUGGGGUCAUCAAAUCCGAGGACAGCUCAUACUACACACCCCACCCGCACCCGGUGCUCAGCAACAGGCCGCACUUCGCCGGCGGCUCCACGUCAUCGGCCUACUCCAAGGAAGGCCGGCGCUUCCCGUUCCUCCAGGACGGCGACCAGGUCAGCUUCAGCGCAGGCGCCGGGACGCUGGAGGUCUCCACAGUGUGCCAGCCCCUCCUCAAGACCGCCGCCGCCGCGGCCCCGCCGCCCGAGAGCAGCAGCAGCAACAAGAUGUUCUCCGACGGGCUCACCCCCGUGCUCGACUCAGAUUGUGCUCUCUCUCUUCUGUCAUCCCCCGCCAACUCCUCCAGCGUCGACGUGAGCCGGAUGGUCGUCCAGCCCGCGGCGGAGCACAUCCCCAUGGCGCAGCCCCUCGUCCCCAGCAGCAGCCUCCAGCACCACCACCAGCACCACCAGUUCGGCAGCUCCCCGGGCGGCUGGUUCGCCUGCUCCCAGGCCGGCUCCAGCGCCGUCUCCGGCGCGGGCACCGGCACCGGCGGCUUCGCCUGCCCCGCCAGCGUGGAGAGCGAGCAGCUCAACACCGUCCUGGUGCCCAGCAACGACGCCGGCCACGAGAUGAACUACCACGGCAUCUUCCACGUCGGCGGCGAGGGAUCCUCCGACGGGACGUCCCCUUCGCUCCCGUUCUCGUGGCAGUAGCUUCUUCCGUCCGGUUCAAGCGACCAGUAGUGAUCGGUGUUCAGCUGUAGUGAUCCUGUUCUUUCUGUGUUUAUUUAUUAUUAUUAUUCUCCCUGUCAUUUGCUCGUUUCUUCGUUUUGCAUGCCUGAUGCAUGCAGCCUGAAAAAACUCGCAUAAAAUUAGUGCCGAAUUUCUCCUGAAACCGUUCUGAUAUCUUACUGAUUCUGGAAGCGUGUCCAUCAACCGAAUCAAGACAAGUUUGGUGUACAUUUUCGGGAAGUAAACGAUAAAUGAAACAUAUUAUUGUAGUCUUAAAAAAA